This is a messenger RNA of Aspergillus vadensis CBS 113365, 1107 nucleotides long. RefSeq lists its product as uncharacterized. The coding region runs from base 403 to 804 and encodes 133 amino acids. The record is from RefSeq and is a predicted model, not a curated record. The transcript is spliced from 2 exons. Lineage: Eukaryota; Fungi; Ascomycota; Eurotiomycetes; Eurotiales; Aspergillaceae.
GAGGCAUAGUUCAUGAUAAAUCAGUCAAGAUCCUUACUUCAAUAGCAUGCCAGGCUUCUUUUGCUGUUUGUAUAAGUUGUUGACGCGUCUCUUCAGUAUCAGAAGCAUAUGCUAACUCGGGAUUUAGCUUAUAGAUUUCCUGUUGGAACGUAAUCUCAGUAGACUACUAGUCGUCGAGGUCACGUGACCCGAACUCCGUAACCUCAACCGCUCCUCCAAGCGCGCCUAGAUAGCGAAGAAUCAAGCGUUUCUUACGACUUCAGUAUUGACCUAAAACGUCGUUUCAACAUCUUAUACCAUCGCAUUGAAGCGUCUUUCGUCGGCUGACCCCCCCGCAAGUGCAGAGGUGACCCACCAUGUCAACACUGUGUGGCAAACGGUAUCCCAUGUCUGGUCGACGCGAUGGCCGACAUGCGCCGCAAAUAUACCACGAAGCGGAAGCUAGAGUAUCUUGAAGAAGCCGGAGAGACUCUGUUACAGUUUAUUGAUAUUCUGCGGGAGAGUGAGAGUAAACGCCUGAAGCAGUUCUUGUAUCUUAUCCAGAUAUGUUCUACCACACCACUGUUAUCUGAUUUUGGAUUUCUAUGGUCUAAGCGUGAGGUCGCCCUCGACGUAUCCGCCGCCGCCCAUGCACGAGAGCUCUGCCUGUUGCCGGCGCGCUCGGUGGCGGCGCUGCUGCGAGUUCAUCGCGACGAGUGGGGCAUCGACCGAAUGGUGCUGCUGAUGAUCCAGUGGUGUAGCAUUGGCAUGUUUACUCUUCAUGGAGUCGCCGGACUCUGCCAAGAACUGAAAUGCCUUCAUUGAGCUUUGCAUUAUUGCCCAGGUGUUUUCGCGGCGCUUCCCCCAGCCAAGGGAUUUCUAUGAAUGAUUCAGCUAUCAACGAACCAGACGCAGGUGGCACUUCCUGAGGUGACAGAUGUACUAUUUUCUGAUCUUGAGGCACUGGGCUGGAAGGAGUAUGACACACAGGAGUUCAGCAGCUUUUAUCCUUAUUUUAGCUUGGCCAUGCAGCAGGGACCGGCCCGCCAGGGAGAGGUGGAUAUAGAUUAAUUUCGGGCUAAAUAGGAUACUUUCUGUUUUUCCCAGGUGGAGCAAGGUCCGGACGUG